UAUUAGCAUAGUGUAGCUAGGGAAGUAGAGACAGCAGGGUUGUUAAAACAGCUCACAGGCUGAUCGCCCCACCUCAGUCUGUCACUACCGCAGACAGACACCUUUCACCAUGGCCCGAGUAGAGACGUCCUCCAGCCGGCCGUACCACCUGGUGAUCUUCGGAGCCUCCGGCUUCACGGGGCAGUUUGUUGUGGAGGAGGUGGCCCGGACCGUGUCUGAGGGUCCGAAUGGGAAUCUCAAGUGGGCCGUGGCCGGCAGGAGCAAGCAGAAGCUGGAAAAAGUUAUGGAGCAGGCCGCCGGAGUGCUGAGUAAACCCGAGCUGAGGUCAGAGGUAGACAUCAUCGUGGCAGAUGUAGAAGAGCCCGACUCCCUGGCAGCCAUGUGCAAACAGGCAGUGAUUGUUCUCAACUGUGUGGGGCCUUACAGAUUCUAUGGUGAGCCGGUGGUCAAAGCCUGUGUGGAGAACGGAGCGCACCACAUUGACAUCUGUGGAGAGCCUCAGUUUCUAGAGGGCAUGCAGUUAAACUACAACAGCCUGGCAGCUGACAAAGGUGUUUACAUCGUCGGGAGCUGUGGCUUCGACUCCAUACCCGCAGACAUGGGAGUCCUCUACACCAGGGACCAGUUCAAGGGUACGCUCACUGCAGUGGAGAGCUUUCUGACCGUUGGCUCAGGACCUGAUGGCGGGGUUAUCCACGAUGGCACAUGGCAAUCUGCUGUCUACGGUUUUGCAGAUGGCCCCAAGCUGCAGGGUCUGAGGAGGAAGUUUAAUCACAAACCUCUCCCUAGUAUUGGAUCUAAGAUAAAACGCAGAGGAUCCCUGUUCUUCAGUAAUGAGAUCCAGCAGUACACGGUGCCCUUCAUGGGCUCUGACCCCUCUGUGGUGAAGAGAAGUCAGCGCUUCCUGGUCGAGGAAAAUCAGGCCACACCAGUUCAGUAUGGAGCGUAUGCAGGAAUCGGAGGCAUUGGCAACAUAGUCAAGCUGAUGUUUGCUGGCUUGAUGUUCUGGUUCCUGGUCAAGUUCAGCUUUGGACGCAACCUGCUCAUCAAGCACCCAGAGUUCUUCUCCUUUGGACUCUUCUCUAAGGCCGGACCAACCAGAAAGCAGAUGGAGGCCUCAUCCUUCCAGUUUGCGUUCUAUGGAGAGGGAUACACUGAGGGGGAGGACCCUUCGCAAGGGAAACCUAAUGCCAAGAUCCGUACCCUGGUUCAGGGACCAGAGUGUGGAUAUGUGGCCACGCCCAUUGCCAUGGUUCAAGCUGCUCUCACUAUCCUCAACGAAUCCACAGCUUUGCCCAAGAAGGGAGGAGUGUACACUCCAGGAGCUGCGUUUGCAAAAACCACGCUGGUCGACCGCCUCAACAAACACGGCAUUCAGUUCUCUGUCAUCUAAAAUUCGUCACCUCCCUGAGGCCGUACUCCAGGUUUUUCCGAGCACUUACUAACAUUGAUAAUAAAAGCUGGGAAGUGUAAAAGUUCAUGAGCUCUCAGAUUGAGUUCUAAUGCUGCAGUUGAUGGUACUUUCAGCAUUUAGCCUUUUCGUUUGGUCAGAAACUUGCCCUCCCUUUUCAACCUUCUCUGACACAGUCACCAAUAACAAAUGCUCCAUGUUUUACAUGGUCGUGCAUCUGCCUGUGAUUUACUUAAACAUGAGUAAAUGGUUAAAACACUCCUGUUCCCUUUAGUGACCCAUAAUGUUAAACCAUAAUAGAGCAGGCAGAUGGCUUCGUAAUAUCAACACUACUGAUCCCAGAUAAGAGAUGACUGGAAAAGACGGUUUAUAUCAGUGCAGCAGAUGUAGUAAACUGUAUUUGAAAAAUAUGUAAAGAAAAAACAUCUGUGUAAGAAAAGCAAACGUCUACAAUCUUUAGUUGUUGUGUUGUUCCUGUUGCACACCGUAGAUUUACGUGUACAAGGACAUGGCUAUUGUUGAUCUGAUUCAGUGAAGUGACGCUUUCAAUAGACAAUUAGAAAAUCUGCUGUGUGUGCACGUACAUGCUCGCCUUGCCUGGCCUAGUCAUCCUACUCUCUCGAAUGUUUUUUUUGUAGCUGACUGUUGUUGCUGCACUGUGUUUGCUUUUUGAGCCUCGUCAGAAAAUGCAUCCAGCUGUUUGUGCACAAAAUGGCAUGAGUGACUUCAUGAAACUGAACAGAUCCUCUGUUUAGUUUACAGGUGUGUGUUCAAAGUUUGGGUUUAUGCUUUUGUUUAUUUGUGGGGUUGUGUGUCAUGUGGACUGGAUAAAUUUCAACCACAUAGAAAACAGUUAAUCUCAGUUCAGACUUGUUUUUCACGUUUUUGAUACUUUGAGCAUCAUGUGCAUGUGGCAGUAUAGGGGUGCUUUGCUUUGUAUGGUCCUCAUAAAUAAAAUCAUCUGAUAAUAGAAACAA
This is a messenger RNA of Platichthys flesus (European flounder), 2388 nucleotides long. RefSeq names its product saccharopine dehydrogenase-like oxidoreductase. The record is from RefSeq and is a predicted model, not a curated record. Gene Ontology annotation, cellular component: lipid droplet; mitochondrion; plasma membrane. Bases 110 to 1393 code for a protein of 427 amino acids. The transcript has 12 exons. Gene Ontology annotation, biological process: glycolipid biosynthetic process. NCBI's taxonomy places the organism in Eukaryota, Metazoa, Chordata, Actinopteri, Pleuronectiformes, Pleuronectidae.